Molecule: messenger RNA, 4094 nt
Organism: Bactrocera latifrons
Lineage: Eukaryota; Metazoa; Arthropoda; Insecta; Diptera; Tephritidae
Gene: Kap3
Product: kinesin-associated protein 3
Exons: 10
Coding region: 125-3196 (1023 amino acids)
Biological process (GO): cilium organization; microtubule-based movement
Cellular component (GO): ciliary transition zone; axoneme; kinesin II complex
Molecular function (GO): kinesin binding
Source: RefSeq, a predicted model, not a curated record
CCUGACAGCAGUAGUCAGAACGAAUCGAGAGGAGCAAGCGUUUGGACGUAGUCGGUAUUGGCAAUCGACAAUCGACAAUCGGCAUCGACAUCGGCAAACGGUCGUCUGCGUCGCUGCGUCGCGUAUGCCAUUUGUGCUGCUGCUCUUUCAAAUAGUCGCGGGCCUAACACUCAUUCUAUUUGUUAUUCAUUAUAUUUAUUAUAUAAUUAAUGCAAUUGCCGGCGAUUUACAAUUACAACAACAGCUACAGCAACAGCAACAACAAAUAUUGCAGUUGCAACAAAACGUGUAUUUACAACAAUUGCAACAACCAAUUGUAAAAAAUUAUCGACAACAACGCAUCCCAGUAGCGUCGUCUGCAACAUAUAGAAAAUCGCAUUGUUUUACAGCAACAACAGCAACAACUGGCGAAAAAAUGCAAACAAGCGACGAUGCAAAGUUUAUAAAAAAACGAUGGAAAGGCGGCACAAUCGAACCACAUCCAACGGAUAAGGCAUUAAUUGUCAACUAUCAGCUAGAAGCGACGGUCUUCGGCGAGCAAUCCAGCAAUCCGAUGAUUGAGGAAAAAAAGAAUUGUCAGAAAAUUAUACGCUUACGUUCGUUGAACGCGAAGACAGACCCAGCCGCAUUGGCGCGUGAAGUCGUGGACAAAUGUGAUCUCAUACACAAAUCCCAAUUGGCGGAUGUGGAGCAGAUAAUAUUCUAUCUGAAGAAUCGAAAGGACAAUACUGGUGCAGACAUCGCUGACAAUAACAGUCACCAUCGGUCGGCUGUAUCGGGAAAGCGUACACCGGCCAACAAGGCGAACCCAGCCUCAGCUGUUCUGUCACCCGCUAAGACACCAGCUAGCAAUGCAGAUGUCUCCAUCAAUAAUAUUGAUGAAUAUGUGGAGUUGUUGUACGAGGACUUGAGUGAACGAAUACGUGGUUCAGCAAUGAUCCUGCAAGUGGCACGCAACCCAGAUAAUUUGGAAGAGCUGGAGAAAAAUGAGGCUUGUCUGAGCGCUUUAUCGCGCGUAUUACGAGAGGAUUGGCGCAAGAGUUUAGAUCUAUCCACAAAUAUAAUAUAUAUAUUUUUCUGUUUUUCGACCUAUACGAAAUUUCAUCCCGUUAUUGUGCAAUAUAAGAUUGGUUCCCUCUGCAUGGACGUCAUAGACUAUGAGCUGCGACGUUAUGAAACAAUGCGGAAUGAGUUGGACGUGAGAAAGAAUCCGGUUACCUCUGCACCACUUUCGGCUAAAUCCAGCAAAGAGAAACUGAACCGCAGCACUGAUGAUUUCCUCGAUAUAAUGAAUGAGGAAAAACCAAAGGAAAUGGAACCACCACGUCGUCGCAUACCCGAACUCAAACAACGUCCCAAAUCUGGAAAUUGGUCUAGUUUCCACGGUUCAAUGACUUCCUCCAUGAUGAAAAGUCAAAUACUCAACAGUAGUUAUCAUGAGGCUCUUUCCACCGGUGCUGCCACACCUGACUCGGGCAUUUCAUCGAACGGUGACAUGAAAGCGACCAGCAAUGAGGCGCUCGAUCGCAACGAUCCGAAGGUGAAGAAAGAAGAGAUCGAUCGUCUAAAUAAGCAGUUAAAAGUAUUUGCUAAGAAACAAGAGCAACUAUUACGUGUUGCUUUCUACCUGCUACUUAAUAUGGCCGAGAAUAUUAAAUUGGAGGAAAAGAUGAGACGCAAGCACAUCGUGAAAAUGCUCGUCAAAACAUUGGAUCGACAAAAUAUCGAUCUCUUAAUGUUGGUGACAACAUUUCUGAAAAAGUUAUCUAUCGUACGUGACAAUAAAGAUGAUAUGGGCGAGUUCAAUGUCAUUGCCAAAUUGCCACGCCUAUUCCAAAGUGGUCACACCGAUUUGGCACAAGUGACACUGAAACUGGUCUUUAAUUUAUCAUUUGAUGGUGUGUUGCGACGAAAAAUGGUCGGUGCUGGUUACCUGCCAAAGCUGGUGAUGUUCAUCAAUGAUGAGAAACAUCACGGCAUCGCAAUGAAGAUACUCUAUCACAUGAGCUUAGAUGAUUGGGUUAAAGGCUUAUUCACACACACUGAGUGUGUUCAAAUGGCCACCGAUGCCAUAAUACUCAAUCUGAAUAGCAAGGUUGAUCUCGAUCUCAUCGCACUCUGCAUCAAUCUAUCGCUGAACAAACGUAAUGCACAAAUCAUGGUCGAAGGCAAUCGGCUGCAUGAUCUAAUGGAUCGCGCUUUCAAAUAUCAGGACUCACUAUUAAUGAAACUACUGCGCAAUCUUUCACAACACGAAAUGUUACAACCAAAAUUUAUUGACUAUGUCGGCGAUCUGGCACGCAUUCUCACAAUUUGCGAAGAUGAAUCGUUUGUGGUGGAAUGUCUUGGUAUACUCGGUAAUCUCUCAUUAGCCGAUUUGGAUUACUCACAAAUAUUGCAGAACUUCCAACUAAUACCCUGGAUAAGGGAUGUGCUUGUGCCCGGUGCCAAAUUGGACGAUAUGGUACUCGAUACAAUUGUUUAUUUGGGUACUUGUGCACAUGACGAACUUUGUGCGUUGCUGUUCUGUCGCGCUAAGGUUGUGCUCUCGUUGAUCGAGCUGCUGAAGGCCAAACAAGAGGACGACGAAAUUGUCUUACAGAUCAUUUUCGUAUUCCAACAGAUUUUACGACACGAAAGCACACGCGAAUAUAUGAUCAAAGAGACUGAAUCACCGGCGUAUCUGAUCGAUUUGAUGCAUGACAAGAAUGCCGAGAUACGUAAAGUCUGCGAUUAUUGCCUCGACAUCAUUGCUAUCAGUGACAGUGAGUGGGCCAAACGGAUCAAGCUCGAAAAGUUCCGCAAUCACAAUUCACAGUGGCUUUGUAUGGUUGAAUCGCAGCAAGAUCAAGACAAUGAACAAGACUAUGCUGACAAUGAUGAGAACGAAAACGAACUCGACACCUAUUUGCGCAACGAUUAUUUGGACAACUGCGAUCUCUACAAUAGCAGCAAUACAAAUAAGGAGAGUGAGGAUAAUGAAAGCAACAAUAGCAACAAUCCAGCCAGUCCUGCACUGUCUACCUAUAGUCGCCCAGUGAGCAGCUACCGGCGCAGCGAGGACCUCGACGAUCUCUUCAACAUGACUUCGAGUUCGAAAUCGCAAGGAUCCAGCCAAGGCGAUAGCAACUACAUGUUCAAGUCGAACAAAUCGCUGGAUGUUGAGGGACUGCACGAGGAAUUGUUGAUGGCCUAAAAUGCACAUUUGUAUAUGAAAUAUGUAAUACAUGUAUAUGUAUGUAUGUAUAUAAUGAUAUAUAUAUCCACUUAUAAGCAGGUGCGUCGUUAUAAAGUACAUUUGUACAUACAUACAUACAUAUGUAUGUAGUUAUGUAUUGUAUGAAGAAUUAAGGAAAAUGUUGCAUUAAGGCGCUCCUCAACUCCCCCUCAAUUGUUUGGAAAAUAAGGUUUUGCACUACAACAACAAAUGUAAAGGAAGUUUUUCUUUUUCUUAACAGUAAGUUAUAUUUUGGCUAAUAUGUAGUUGCCACAUAUUACUACGUGUAAUUGUUGUUGUUUGUGACUGUCCAAAUCGUAGCAGCGCUCGUGUCACAACCUACCAACCAACUUAAAACGAGUCGAAAUAAUCACAUACAAGCAAAUGUAUAUGUAUGUGUUCAUUUAUAUAUAUAAGAUGCAUUUACAUACAGACGAUAUGUUUAACCCUUGAAGAACAAACUCGACUUUCGACUAUAUGCAAAGCAGAAAUGUUUAUAAGUAAUAAUGGAAAACCAAAAAGAAAAUAAAAGAAAACAAGAAAGUGGUGUGAAACCGCAAUUUUAAUUAGUGCAAAAAUAUUUAAGUGAAAUUGUAUUUUAUUGAAAUUUCAUACAGACACGCUUGCUUUAACUUACAUACAUAACUGUAAAGAACGAUUGGCUUGCAAAUGCUUUGCUUAUUUCAGACAUGCUUAAAUGUAGAUAUGUAGCUUGCAUUUGGAAAUGCGCGCAUAAAAUAUAUGCGACGAUAGAAAAAAGUCUUAAGUAAACUAUAUUCCGCACGCACAUUAGUUAUUUUAUGUAGUUUAAUUUAUUUUAUAAACAAAAGAUAUAUGUAUGUAUGGAUAUUGAAAAUGUUGCAUAUAUAUUAUAUUU